Neurospora tetrasperma FGSC 2508 is the source of this 1809-nucleotide messenger RNA. RefSeq lists its product as uncharacterized. NCBI's taxonomy places the organism in Eukaryota, Fungi, Ascomycota, Sordariomycetes, Sordariales, Sordariaceae. Gene Ontology annotation, molecular function: L-amino acid transmembrane transporter activity. Gene Ontology annotation, cellular component: membrane. The record is from RefSeq and is a predicted model, not a curated record. Gene Ontology annotation, biological process: amino acid transmembrane transport. Bases 1 to 1809 code for a protein of 602 amino acids. The transcript is spliced from 5 exons.
AUGAACGAACCAACGAUAUUCGAACAACCCAUCCACUCGAAGGAUAAGGAUCCGGAGGUGGGCGAGGAUGCCAUUUAUAUGCCCGAGUAUGGAGCGAAUGGGAGGGGCCCGUCGCGGGUUGGUGAGGAGGGAGAAGAGGAGGAUGAUUUUAGGGAUUAUGUGUUUCCUGAAGGAACAUGGUCCACAGCCUUCCUUAUCUUCAACCGUGUCGUCGGCGCUGGCAUCUUCUCAACGCCAUCCUCCAUCAUCCACAACACCAAUAGCGUCGGCGCCACGCUUCUCUUCUGGGUGUUAGGUGGUGUAAUGACCUUUUGCGGGCUAGCCGUCUACCUAGAAUUCGGCACCGCCAUCCCUCGUUCCGGCGGAGAGAAAGUUUACCUCGAACGCGUCUACCGCAAACCCAAAUACCUAGCAACCUGUAUCUUCGCCGUGCAAUUCAUCCUCUUCGCCAUCUCCACCGUCGGCUCCGUUUCCUUUUCUUCGUACCUCCUACGCUGCGUCCUCGGCUCUCCUGACACCACCACCACCGGAGGCACCGCGCAAGAAGAUGCAACCAAAUACGAAGGCACGUGGCUAAACCGGGGCAUCGCCGUGGCAGCUAUUACCGCCGUCUGCCUCAUCCACGCAUUCUUACCUAGGUUGGGCAUUUGGCUGUCCAAUGGUUUGGGGGUGUUCAAGCUGGUGCUGUUGAUUUUGGUGGUAUGUACGGGGUUUGCGGCGUUAGCGGGGAAUAUGGAGGGAGAAAGCCCGAGAAACUUUUCGAGCUUUGAUGGACCGGGGGAUGCCACGGGGAAUGGUGACGAUCAGACGGACGGGAUGGGGAAUAAUGUCGCGGGCAAUGCGGCGGGGUAUGCGUUGGCGUUGUUGCAGGUUUUGUAUAGUUAUGGGGGGUGGGAGAAUGCCAAUUAUGUGUUGAGCGAAGUGAGGGAUGCGCCGAAGACGUUGAGACUGGCGGCGCCGAUUGCCAUCGGGACGGUCACCGUCCUUUAUGUCCUUGCAAACAUUGCCUAUUUCGCCGCCAUGACCAAAGACGAACUCUCCAAAUCCGGCGUCGUCCCCACCGCCAUCUUCUUCACCCGCGUCUGGGGUCCCUCGGCCUUCACCGAGCGCGUCAUGCCUCUCUUCCUCGCCCUCUCCGCGCUCGGCAACGUCUUUGCGCAAUCCUUCGCCAUGCCCCGCGUGAAGCAGGAGCUCGCAAAGGAAGGGACUCUCCCCUUCUCGCGCUUCUGGGCGAGCGACUGGCCCGAGCAAAAGUCGCCCACGGGCGCCAUUUUGUUGCAUUGGAUCUUCACCGUGGCCUUGAUCCUCGGAUCCAGCACCAAGGACGUGUACCAGUUUCUGUCAAACAUUUUUACCUACUCGGGCAACUGGAUCAAGGUCUUCCUUGGGGUGGGGCUGUUGUAUCUCAACUUUACGCCGAGCGAGAACUGGACUACGCCGGAGAACAAGCGGUUCCAUAGUUAUCCCGUCCUGACGGUGUUUUGGGUUGUCGGGCUGCUGUAUACCUGUGCGGCGCCGUUUAUCCCGAACAAGCUGCUGACCAAGGUUCACUUUUCGGUGGUGCCGGCGCUGGGGACGGGCAUGCUGGUUAUCGGCGUGAUGUAUUGGGUGGUUUGGGCCAAGGUGUUGCCGGCGUUUGGGUUCUCUAUACAGCACGAGGUGGUGGUAUUACCGGAUGGAAGUGAGAGGGUCAAGUAUAAGAGGGUGAGGCCGAGGGGAGGUAGGAGUGGUGCGAGAGGGAGGAGGAAUGGGGGCAGGGGAGGGGGGAGAGGAGGAGGAGGAGGAGGGACGACUGUUGUGUGGAGGUGA